This is a messenger RNA of Hymenoscyphus albidus, 1586 nucleotides long. NCBI's taxonomy places the organism in Eukaryota, Fungi, Ascomycota, Leotiomycetes, Helotiales, Helotiaceae. The record is from the annotation of a GenBank genome assembly.
CUACGACAAGACAACGAGAAAGGGAAGGAAAGAACAAUGAGACAAUAAGCAUUCCAGAGAAAUUUACGUUGUAUAUGCGCCCAAAAGGCUAUCAUGACGGCUUUGAAUCCUCUCAGUAUGUAAAACCACCCUCGUUCUUACCUAUCACGAAUCACAAUCACAAUCACAAGCACGAGUUCACUUCAUCACUCCCACGAUGUAUCACCAUGACCAUAACCGUUCUACGUCUUCGCAACUAACGAUGAUAUCUACUCUUCUAGUUUCCAAAGCGCGAAAGGUGUGCAUCAAAUUUCUGCUUUUACCACAGGAACAGAACGGUACUAACGAACCUCAAAUCAUAGCCCAAAUUCGACCUUACUCUAAAAGUACUGUCCCCCUCCCCUUAAUCAUAAUAUCAAACUAAUACCAACCCAGAUAAUAGACCUCAACAACGUCCCCCUCGUAACCGGAACCUCCUUCAUAAAAUGGCACCUCCCCUCCUCCACCUCCACCGAACACCGCGGCCGCACAUCCAAAGCCCCCAUCGUGGACCACAAAGUCAGCUACGCCUACACAAAGGUAAUCCCCCUCCGUCUAACAAUCGAUAAAUCCAACAACCUCCUCGAAUGCCCCAUCCACUUCGAAGUACUACAAGACUUCGACACGAGCAGCCUGAAACCCGAGCGCGUGGUCUUGGGCGAACUCACGCUGAAUCUGAGCGAGUAUGUGGAGGAGAGCGAGAUGACUGCCACGGGGGGAGAGGAGGAUGGGGUAACGAGAAGAUAUCUGAUGAUGGAGAGUAAGAUUAAUAGUACGCUGAAGGUGGGCAUUUGUAUGAAGCAGGUUGACGGGGAACGGAAUUUUGUGGCGCCUCCGUUGAAGAGUGCGCCUGUUUUUGGAGGGAUAGCGGGGAUUAUGGCGGGGGAUGGGGGGGAUAAGGAUAAACGUAUGUUUAUAUUUCUUUCUUCUUUGCCUUUUCCUUUCCUCCUCCUCCUCUCUCUUCUCUUCUUCUUCCCUAUCAUAUACAAGCGAGACUAAGAAAACCAGAAGCACCCGUCCUCUCCACCAAACCCCGCGACCAAGGCGAGCUCCAAGACAUGUACCGCCUCGCCCUCGCCGCCUCCUGGGCCGCGCAAGCCAACGAGCUCUCCGCCGACGAAUGCAUAGAAGACAUCUUUAACGGCGGAACCGGGUGGAAAGAAGGCCCACCAUCCCUCCACCCCUCACCCCCACACUCAACCCUCUCCCUGCAAACACCAACCCUACAUACCCUCUCACACACCCACUCGCACGAUCUGCACCACUGGGACCACGACGACAAUAGUCUGCAUGGACGGAGAGACCGCGCGUAUUCCACGACGAGUUUGAAGAGCCAGAAUACUAUUACGAAGAAGGCUUCGUUGCAGAGGAUGAGGGAGAGGGGGCAUAAACACUCCGGGUCCCAGGAGACGGUGGGAUUUGGGAGGGGAGGUGAUGGGGAGGGAUAUGUGAGGGAGAGGGAGGGGGAGGGAAAUGGGAUGGUGAUUAAGAGGAAGGUGAGGGAGGUGGAUGAAUUUGCUGUUAGGGAGGAUUUGGUUGCUUGGAGGGUUCCUGGGGCUGUGGUUUAG